AUGGUGUAUUGUUACACCAUGUAGGAGCAGUAUAGACCUAGUCUGUUCAUUAUAUACAUCUACAUGAUGUAUUGUUACACCAUGUAGGAGCAGUAUGGACCUAGUCUGUUCAUUAUAUACAUCUACAUGAUGUGUUGUUACACCGUGUAGGAGCAGUAUAGACCUACAGUAGCUAGCUACUUAUUUAGAUUUAGUUUGACUCAAUGAAACUGCCUUAAAUGUGCUGUAGUAAACAUUUUUUAUUCACAUUAAUCAAUCAACACUUUCUUGUCUUUUGUAUGUCUCAAUAUCAUAGUAUUAUUUAAUUAAAUCCAUUUACAAUAAUCUUUGUCUAAGAAUAAAAUAUGAUCCUCAACUGCGUUUCCCCUCCAGUCAGCAGACGGCGAUGUGCGUCUUUCAGGCGACGCUGCCAGCGUGACGUAUAAUCUAGUGGACGGUUCUUCAUAAACAGCGCGUCAACCACCUCGGUAGCUUGCUAGCCAACAUAGCCGAAAGAUUCAAGCUAUUUAUACGCUUUCGGUGUAUAUUAGCUACUGUGUUUUCGACACACUUAUGUCGUAUCUAGUUGUUAACCUAUUUAAUAUUACGUUAUUUUCUAUUAGUCAGCUAUAGUAGCUGGCUGGUUUAGUUAGCACUAGCAUAGUCGCUAAUGAUAGCUAGCUAGCUAACAUCCCCGAACAUGAGCUCCCUAAACUACCCCCCUCUUGUUCAAGAAGAGGCGGUCUGCUGGACGGAGAAAGAAUCUCUGGGGCAGAACAUUGUCGUGAAAGAGGAGAAGGAAGAAGGGGAUGUGACAGUAAAACAAGAAGUAGAGGUUGAGGCUGUUACAGUGAAAGAAGAAGAGAAAGACGUUACAGUGAAAGAAGAGGAAGACGCGUUCAGAGUGAAAGAGGAGGAUGUUACAGUAAAAGAAGAGGAGGAAGAGAAAGAGGAGGAUGUAGUUUAUGGAGUGAAGAAGGAAGGGGAGAUUACUGUCACAUUGAAAGAUGAAGAGGUGGAGAUAGGAGAUCUGAGUAACACCAGAGAGAUACGGGACUAUCGUGGAUCCUUUGGGGAGCCUCAACAACCUCAUGAUGCUGACGAGGCAGAGAAGAGUCUCUCCAGAUCAGAACACCUCAAUAAACACCUGCAGAGAUCCACAGGGAAGAGAACUCACUGCUGCUCUGACUGUGGGAAGAGAUUCACCUCAUCAGGCAUUAAAAUUCAUCAAAGGACCCACACAGGAGAGAAACCUUAUAGCUGUGAUCAAUGUGGGAAGAGUUUUACUACAUUUGACUCUCUGACAGUACACCAGAAAAUACACACAGGAGAGAAAUCUUAUAGCUGUGUUCAAUGUGGGAUGAGUUUUACUGCAUCUAGCAAUCUGACUACACACCAGAGAACACACACAGGAGAGAAACCUUAUAGCUGUGAUCAAUGUGGGAAGAGUUUUACUACAUUUGACUCUCUGACAGUACACCAGAAAAUACACACAGGAGAGAAACCUUAUAGCUGUGUUCAAUGUGGGAAGAGUUUUAGUGCAUCCAGCAAUCUGACUACACACCAGAGAACACACACAGGAGAGAAAUCUUAUAGCUGUGAUCAAUGUGGGAAGAGUUUUACCACAUCCAGCUAUCUGACAGUACAUCAGAGACUACACACAGGAGAUAAACCUUAUUGCUGUGUUCAAUGUGGGAAGAGUUUUACUGCAUCUAGCAAUCUGACUACACACCACAGAACACACACAGGAGAGAAAUUGUAUAGCUGUGAUGAAUGUGGGAAGAGUUUUACUACUUCUGGCUAUCUGACAGUGCACCAGAGAAGACACACAGGAGAUAAACCUUAUAGCUGUGGUCAAUGUGGGAAGAGUUUUUGUCAAUCUAGUGAUCUGACAGUGCACCAGAGAACACACACAGGAGAGAAAUCGUAUAUCUGUGAUCAAUGUGGGAAGAGUUUUACUACAUCUGGCUCUCUGACUUUACACCAGAGAACACACACAGGAGAGAAACCUUAUAGCUGUGGUCAAUGUAGGAAGAGUUUUUGUCAAUCUAGUGAACUGACAGUGCACCAGAGAACACACACAGGAGAGAAAUCGUAUAGCUGUAAUCAAUGUGGGAAGAGUUUUGUUACAUCUAGCUAUCUGACUAUACACCAGAGAACACACACAGGAGAGAAACCACUUAGAGGAAUGCUGAUAAAAGCUGAUAAAAGAUCUCUGACUAAACAUCAGAAAAUACAUGAAGCAGUUGUUUCAUGAUAUCAAUUAAUUUAACAUUGUAGUAGGAGUAUUUUAAUAUUGUCACAAUGUAGAAUGUUUUAACAUUGUAGUAGGAGUAUUUUAAUGAUGUCACAAUGUAGAAUGUUUUAACAUUUUUUUUUACCUUUAUUUAACUAGGCAAGUCAGUUAAGAACAACUACGCUGCCGCCCCAAAUUGUAGUAGGAUUAUUUUAAUGAUGUCACAAUGUAGAAUGUUUUAACAUUGUAGUAGGAGUAUUUUAAUGAUGUCACAAUGUAGAACCCUAAAUGUUUGUCCCCUGUUCUAUUGAUUUCAACAUGAUAUGGAUAUUAGCCUCAGGGGGAAAAAUCAGGCUCUGAAUUGGAAGAGUACUAUUUAUGUGAUUUAGUAAGUACACAUUAUUCCCAGAUUCCGUGUGGGUGUUUGAGCUGCUAGUUUUAACAGGACGUGCAACCUCAUCUCCCUCCUGUCGCAUAAAUGAUUUUAGCAUGAUAUCGAUGAGUUAUGACAAAUAAGUGUUGCGUUCCUUUGUUUAGCGACCCCUACAUUUAAAUGCAUUCCAACAUCACGUACAACCUGAUUUCCCCCCUAAUCGAUAUCAGUUAUUUAUUGCUACUUGUCAAAACAGCGUUUUUGGUGCUUGUGCAGUUUUUAUAAGGCGCUUGUUUAAAAAAAUACAAGAAAUAUGAUUAUUGUGGCAGAUGUUUGUGUAAAUAGCACAUGUUAUGUUUAGGUUUUCAAUUUAUCCCAAACUGUUUCUGCAUAUUGGUUAUUGAUUUGGACACGUUAAAACUGUGUUUUGACAUUGAGGCUAUCCCACCUAGCAAAAUGUAAUUGAAAAGACAUUGAAAAUAAGACUGCAAUCAACAACACAUUUUUAUUUUAUGUUUUAUUAUACCAUGCCUUACCAUUAAGUUAAUUAUUGACAAUACAUAUUAUCAAAGGGGUGUACAUUUGGUUUUGGUAAUUCAUGUUUACAAUUCAUGUAACUUUUAGUAAUCAUAAUUAUUUAUGCAAUCAACUGACAAUUUUCGGGUAUAAAUAUAUUGACAUUGUUGCCCUUCUUUUAGAAUAGCAGGGUUCAUUCUCAGAUGUGCCAACCCAAAUGUACUAGAGCAUGACAUUGGGGACUGUGCCCUGAUCCAACAACAUGCCUAUCGAGUGAUCCCUGAAAAGAGAGAGAAGCUCCGCAGUGAGGUGGAAAGUUACUACGGAUAUUUCAGGAGUUUCCUCUUGAAAUCAGACAUGUCUGUUGUAAGGACUUGGUUGCUGAUUGUCUCAAGAGUUAAAACGAUUUGUGUUUUGCGUUUAGCCAGUGCGUUGCCAUGGAUCACAAUUUAUUUUGACUGCACGUUUUUCCGUAUUGGAGAUGAGUUUUGUUUGGGCUCAUGAAGCAUUGUAGUUGAUAAUGUGAAAUGGAAAUUGUUUUCUGUUGUCCAACAAAAAUAUAGGAUAUAUUUUUUCUCUUAAGGUGUUACAGUCUUUGGUCUUUCCAUUUAUGUUUUGAGGUUGGACAUAAUUAGCACGUAUAGCUCGUUAACAUGUAUAGCUCAUUAGCUCGUAGGACGCACUGAUUGGUGUCACCUCGUUAGUCAGUAUGUGUUUCACCUGUGCUGGCUUGUCCAUCUCGUUAGUGGGAAGGUGUUUUACCUGAGCUGGUCCAGGUUCUAUUUAAGAGUGUCUGACCCAGUGCUCCAGUUGUCUUGAUAGAUGUGGAGAGUCAACACCAUUAGUUGCUCCACCUUUUUGGUUUGCUUCCCGUCUUUAAGUUUGGUGUGGGUUUUUCUUUUGUUUGCCUCUUCUUGGGCAGAUUUAGUGGGUCUCAUGGUUGGUGUCUUUUAGGUCCAAGUUGUUGUUACUAGUCAACUUUCAGUGGACACCCCAUAGUAACUUUCAGAGCCCAUCCUAAAAAACAAGCUUAUAUUUUUGGAUUGGAAAUUUUAAUAUUUUAAUCAAUGGCAUUUCCUUAGGAUGCUCAUUAGUCUUUAAGUUGGUAUUAUUGUUUUUUAUCCUCUUAUGUUUGUGUACUAAAUAUUCCUGUUUAUUUUCAUUGUUUUCUCCUGAGAAGCCAUUGUGUUGCAUGUCUGAAAUGUGCUGUAUAAAUAAAGCUUGAUUUGAUUUC
Salvelinus fontinalis (brook trout) is the source of this 4338-nucleotide messenger RNA. RefSeq names its product zinc finger protein 501-like. The record is from RefSeq and is a predicted model, not a curated record. Bases 680 to 2236 code for a protein of 518 amino acids. Lineage: Eukaryota; Metazoa; Chordata; Actinopteri; Salmoniformes; Salmonidae. The transcript has 2 exons. Gene Ontology annotation, biological process: negative regulation of transcription by RNA polymerase II; regulation of cytokine production; regulation of immune system process.